Molecule: messenger RNA, 3390 nt
Organism: Papaver somniferum (opium poppy)
Lineage: Eukaryota; Viridiplantae; Streptophyta; Magnoliopsida; Ranunculales; Papaveraceae
Product: probable DNA primase large subunit
Exons: 21
Coding region: 1477-2853 (458 amino acids)
Biological process (GO): DNA replication, synthesis of primer
Cellular component (GO): alpha DNA polymerase:primase complex
Source: RefSeq, a predicted model, not a curated record
GUCGGUAUGAGAAGAUAAGGAUGUUUAUCUGAUUUUAUCCAAACCCCAAGUCCAGUUUGAGCCUGGAUUGUUCUCGAUCAUUUAAAUGGUGGUUGCUCAAGGUAUGGAGGGAGAUAGAGAGGGUAAAACGAUGGCGGCUAUGCUUCCAGAUUCUAGGCCAUGGGCUCUUUUUUCAGCAAAGGGAUGGAGAGAUGGUUCUUCUGACUCCAAAAGUUUGCGUUUCGACGGAUGUGUCUGAUCCUUCACUUGAUGGCUCCAAAUCUUUACGUUCAAGGGUUGUGCCGGCUAGGUCUACAGCUAAACCCAGAAAGGAAUGGAAGUUCACAACUAAAGACUGCGAUGAUUUUAUUAGGCCAUAUGCAAUGGAUGUCAUAAGUGUCUAUAACGAAUGAGCAGUCAGUUUUCUUCUGAAUCUUUAUUGCUUUUCUUGAAUUCAAUCUUCAUUUAUGUGGGAUUCCCUUAAUCUUUCUUUUUUGUUCUGUUGCCUUGGCCUAAAUUUCGUAGGGUACAAAAUAUGAGCUGGUGGAGCCUGGUAACUUUAAAAAUGUGGUUCUUACCCAUAUCGACUUCACGGCUAAAAAGACUGAUGUUGCUGAUGCUCCAGUGGAGAUGUUUUUUGCUGAACUGAUAACUGUCAACAAGGGUCGUUCUGUCGAGUGCUGCAGAUGCAUGGGGCCAAAAAAAUCAAUUUCAGGAGAUAAAAACAAUGGCUGCUGUUAUUGCAUGGAUUACAAUGUUCAGCAUCCUAGGGGAUGGAGGAUUCAUGGCUGGCCGUGAAGGAUUAUUCACUGAUGAAGGAUUAUACAGUGAUGAAUGAAAACUAUAAUCCCCUGGCUUGAUGGCAGUGAACCUUUUAUGAACAUAGCAAUUUAGAGUUGUGUGUAUUGAACUUAUUUUAGAGUUUGGCUAUGUUCGACGCAUGCAUAGUUUGCCUUUUGAUAUUUGUCUCUGAAUGAAAAUCUGGCCUCCGCUGUUUUAAAGGUGUUCCGUAAAAAUAUUCACUUUUCCUAAAACGUGGGUAGUAUCUUUUUGCUGUGCAUCUCUUUUUCCUCGCAAAGAAGAAACACUUCUGUUUUAAAGUAGUCGUAUUUACUACGUAUUCUUGGAAGUUCCAUCCAAACCACUUUCCUAAUGGAUUCAUUCCUAUACUCCAGAAGAAUUUCUCCAGUUUGUGGUUCACCGUUAUGUAUCCUCCUCUCGAGUCUGGAGCAGCCAAAAACGCAUAGCAUGGAAAAAGUAUUUUGGUGUGACCUUGUCGAGUUGCCAACAUCGAUAACUCAUAGAUUUGGGCCUAGCAUAAUCUAACUUAACCCGUAUCCAACAAAUAAGAGCGGGAAAGAUGGGCGCCAAAUUUCCCCCGUGUUUCGGAUAUAUAUUUUAAUAUUUUCUGAAAAAUCAAAAUUGGGUUAAUAUUCUUCAUCGUUUCCUCCAUUUCCAAAGCUUAGAGAGAGAGAGAAAGAGAGAGAUUUAGCGAGAAUGGAAAUCCUAAGAUCUCAAAAGAAGAUCUCUGCACAAGCUGCCAUCCCAACGCUUCCGGUGUAUCGAUCUGCACCUUCACUUGAAGUAAGAUUAGAAGAUUUUGAGUUGUUCGCUAUUGAUCGUUUACGAGUUCUUACUGGGAUUUCUAAUGGAUUAUCCCGUGGAAAGAAACCUGAUGAAAUGGAGAAAUUGGGGAAUGAUUUAUGGAAAGCGAAUAUGAGGCAUCAUGACUCGUCUAGAAUGUUGGAUAAAGAUAUUAUCUCGCAUUUUGUUCUUCGCUUAGUCUAUUGCAGAAAUGAGGAAUUAAGAAAAUGGUUUCUUACUCAUGAGACAAAGCUCUUUGAAUACCGGUUUCGUGUCGAAAGUGUUGAAUCUCAGAAGGCUUUAAUGGCUGAAAUUGGCUUCCCAUACACAGCAGUCGGCAUAGGAGAAUUAGAGGAUAUGAGAGAAAACUUGAACCAGGUUGCUCGUUCAAUUGGUCGACAGAUGCUUACUUCCGAUGCAUUGUUUUUCAAGGUACCAUUUGAAGAAGUACCAGAACUUAUUAGUGGACGCAAAGUAUAUAUUCAUAAAGGAUUUGCAUAUGUUGCAAUGAACCAGGCAGUUAAUAUCGUCACCGGUAUGUUUCGCAGCAAUUUAUCGAAGGGUCUCGUGCUGACAAAUAGAAAAUGGACAACAACCUUAAAGGAGCAAGAAAAAGAUCGUCUAACUCCUAUUGUCGAAGCACUGAGCACAAGCUAUUUAGGUCCUGAUUAUUCACAGCCGAAGGAAUAUGCAGAGAUUUCAAUAAAGGACAUUGAUAAAGUGGCCAGUAGUUCUUUCCCACUUUGUAUGCGCCACUUGUUUGAAAAGCUGAGAGAGGAUCAUCAUUUAAAACAUGGAGGAAGAAUGCAACUGGGUCUUUUUCUGAAGGGGGUUGGCUUGAACUUGGACGAUGCUCUUGCAUUCUGGAAAGCAGAAUUCUCUCAAAAGGUUGGAUCUGAGAGGUUUGACAAGGAGUAUGCUUACAGUAUACGACACAACUAUGGAAAAGAGGGAAAGAGAAUCGACUACACGCCCUAUUCUUGUCAAAAGAUCAUUUCAUCAACUCCUGGUGCAGGAGAUCAGCAUGGUUGCCCCUAUCGAAAUUUCAGCAAAGAAAAUUUGGAAGCUGCCCUGAGUAAAAUGGGAGUAAGUAGUCGUUUGAUGGGGGAUGUGAUGGACAAAGUAAAAAAUCGGCAUUAUCAGUUGGCAUGCACCUUGACUUUUGAAGCUGUACAUGCUUCAUCUUGUGACUCUGGGAUCAACCAUCCAAAUCAGUAUUUCAUUGACAGCCAAAAGAUACUGCAGGCAAAGGUCACCAACAGCACUACUGUGAAGAAUGAAACGACUUGACAUUAUUUGGCACUCAGCAGCAUUCAGAUUUUUCCUAUAUAAGCCCCCACGAAAGCAAAUACAUUUGGGUGUUUUCAUCUCAACAGCAGGUAAAGAGACGAAAUUCUGAGUAAGCACCACGUAGUGGCACUUGGACAUUCCCCACCUAUGUCUCCAAUCAAAGUGGUAUGGUUAUUUUGUUAUUUUCCAUUUAUAUUAUGCUCAAAAAAGGAUGAAUUUCUGCACACAUGCACCUUUUUUAGAGUAUAUAGUCUUUAGUGUAAUUCCAAGUCUUGUUCUGACAAACAAAAACAAAAAUAACAGGGAAAAAUAUGGGAAAAUAGCAGACCUUAACCACGAAUUCUGUUUCUUAGGUCAUCAUUCUUGGUAAGGAAGUUUGUUAGUGUAUAGGAGGAAUAUUAGGUGGUUUAAUCAGGUCAUAUGUUUGAGCUGAAAGUACUUUAUAUGUAAAACUCAUGUAUUGCAUUUACAUCCCCUUGUUUAUUGGGGUUUUGCCACAUCUAUUAUUUGACUUAAAACCAGGUCUAUUUACUUCCA